GAGUACUCGCCCGCUGCCACCACCUCCGAAAACGGGGGCGGCAAGAGGAAGCAGAAGGAGAAGGAGCUGGAUGAGCUGAAGAAGGAGGUUAACUUGGACGACCACAAGCUGUCCCUGGAUGAGCUGGGCAGGAAGUACCAGGUGGACCUGUCCCGGGUGAGAUGUCCCCCCGUNCUGGUGCAGGAUGGCCCCAACGCCCUGACGCCCCCUCCCACCACCCCCGAGUGGGUCAAGUUCUGCCGCCAGCUCUUCGGGGGCUUCUCCAUCCUCCUCUGGAUCGGGGCCAUCCUCUGCUUCCUGGCCUACGGCAUCCAGGCUGCCAUGGAAGACGAGCCCUCCAACGACAACCUGUACCUGGGGGUGGUGCUGGCCGCCGUCGUCAUCGUCACUGGCUGCUUCUCCUACUACCAAGAGGCCAAAAGCUCCAAGAUCAUGGACUCCUUCAAGAACAUGGUGCCCCAGCAAGCACUGGUGAUCCGCGAGGGCGAGAAGAUCCAGAUCAACGCAGAAAACGUGGUGGUGGGCGACCUGGUGGAGGUGAAGGGGGGGGACCGGGUGCCCGCCGACAUGCGCAUCAUCUCCUCCCACGGCUGCAAGGUGGACAACUCAUCGCUGACGGGGGAGUCGGAGCCGCAGACCCGCUCGCCCGAGUUCACCCACGAGAACCCACUGGAGACCCGCAACAUCUGCUUCUUCUCCACCAACUGCGUGGAAGGCACCGCCCGCGGCAUCGUCAUCUCCACGGGGGACCGGACGGUGAUGGGGCGCAUUGCCUCGCUGGCUUCGGGGCUGGAGGUGGGGCGCACGCCCAUCGCCAUGGAGAUCGAGCACUUCAUCCGCCUCAUCACCGGCGUCGCCGUCUUCCUCGGCCUCUCCUUCUUCCAGUAUUGGGGUGCAAUGGAGUGUCUGGGGCUGUGGGUCCAGGCUGGGGUGCAGCAGGGGCUCUGCGCAUGCACCGUGUGCCUGACGCUGACGGCCAAGCGGAUGGCGCGCAAGAACUGCCUGGUGAAGAACCUGGAGGCGGUGGAGACGCUGGGCUCCACCUCCACCAUCUGCUCUGACAAGACGGGGACCCUCACCCAGAACCGCAUGACCGUCGCCCACAUGUGGUUCGACAACCAGAUCCACGAGGCCGACACCACCGAGGACCAGUCGGGUGCCACCUUUGACAAGCGCUCGCCCACCUGGGCGGCACUGGCACGCAUUGCCGGGCUGUGCAACCGUGCUGUCUUCAAGCCAGGCCAGGAAAACAUCUCCAUUUCCAAGCGGGACACGGCAGGCGACGCCUCGGAGUCGGCGCUGCUGAAGUGCAUCCAGCUCUCCUGCGGCUCCGUCAAGAAGAUGCGGGACAAGAACCCCAAAGUCACCGAGAUCCCCUUCAACUCCACCAACAAGUACCAGCUCUCCAUCCACGAGCGAGAGGAGGACCCCCAGGGGUACCUGCUGGUGAUGAAGGGGGCCCCCGAGCGCAUCCUGGACCGCCAUGGGGUGUAGGGACAUGGGGGCGCGAGGUGGGGUGACGGGGGAUAUUGGGGACGUGGGGGGCAUGGGGGACGUGGUUUCUGCCACCUCUACCUGCCCCCGGACAAGUUCCCCCGCGGGUUCAGGUUCGACGCCGACGAGGUCAACUUCCCCACCAGCAACCUCUGCUUCGUGGGGCUGAUGUCCAUGAUCGACCCCCCCCGCGCUGCCGUCCCCGAUGCUGUGGGCAAGUGCCGCAGCGCUGGCAUUAAGGUGAUCAUGGUGACCGGGGACCACCCCAUCACGGCCAAGGCCAUUGCCAAGGGAGUGGGCAUCAUCUCGGAGGGCAACGAGACAGUGGAGGACAUCGACGCCCGCCUCAACAUCCCCGUCAGCCCGGUCAACCCCCGGGAGGCAAAGGCCUGCGUGGUGCACGGCUCCGACCUGAAGGACAUGACCUCGGAGCAGCUGGACGAGAUCCUCAAGAACCACACUGAGAUCGUCUUCGCCCGCACGUCCCCCCAGCAGAAGCUCAUCAUCGUGGAGGGCUGCCAGCGCCAGGGUGCCAUCGUGGCGGUGACAGGAGACGGGGUGAACGACUCCCCGGCGCUGAAGAAGGCCGACAUCGGCAUCGCCAUGGGCAUCGCCGGCUCUGAUGUCUCCAAGCAAGCGGCCGACAUGAUCCUCCUCGAUGACAACUUUGCCUCCAUCGUCACUGGUGUGGAGGAAGGGCGCCUGAUCUUUGACAACCUGAAGAAGUCCAUCGCCUACACCCUGACCAGCAACAUCCCCGAGAUCACCCCCUUCCUCCUCUUCAUCAUCGCCAACAUCCCCCUGCCCCUGGGCACUGUCACCAUCCUCUGCAUCGACCUGGGCACCGACAUGGUCCCUGCCAUCUCACUGGCCUACGAGGCGGCCGAGAGCGACAUCAUGAAGCGGCAGCCCAGGAACCCCCGGACCGACAAGCUGGUGAACGAGCGGCUCAUCAGCAUGGCCUAUGGGCAGAUCGGGAUGAUCCAGGCGCUGGGCGGUUUCUUCACCUACUUCGUGAUCCUGGCGGAGAACGGCUUCCUGCCCGGCACGCUGGUGGGCAUCCGCCUGGCCUGGGACGACCGCUCCACCAACGACCUGGAGGACUCCUACGGCCAGGAGUGGACCUACGAGCAGCGCAAGGUGGUGGAGUUCACCUGCCACACCGCCUUCUUCGCCAGCAUCGUGGUGGUGCAAUGGGCCGACCUCAUCAUCUGGUCAGCUCUGAUAUGGCCCUGUCCCCAGUCAGGGACGCUGGGGGACAGGGGACCCCAAGGCUGA
Nipponia nippon (crested ibis) is the source of this 2772-nucleotide messenger RNA. Lineage: Eukaryota; Metazoa; Chordata; Aves; Pelecaniformes; Threskiornithidae. The record is from RefSeq and is a predicted model, not a curated record.